Messenger RNA from Nerophis ophidion (straightnose pipefish), 1934 nucleotides. RefSeq lists its product as uncharacterized. Gene Ontology annotation, molecular function: growth factor activity. The coding region runs from base 167 to 847 and encodes 226 amino acids. Lineage: Eukaryota; Metazoa; Chordata; Actinopteri; Syngnathiformes; Syngnathidae. The record is from RefSeq and is a predicted model, not a curated record. The transcript has 3 exons.
CAAACAAGCAGGCGUUGUGUCAUUUGGGUAAAUGAGUUAGCUGGUUCAUCGACCCUCUGUUUAAAUAGGCCCGCUGGACUUUCUCCUCCUCCAGAGAGCGGCGCACACGCUAACCAAGAGCGCUUGUUCUGCUCCAGUAAGUGGAGCGCCACACUUCCGACUGACCAUGCAAGCGUCUUUCUACCCUUUUCUCCUGAUUGCCUUACAUGUGUCCAUGCCGGUGGAUUGUAAAUGGAGGUUCCAGGAGCUGAACAGCUUGAGAUCCAGGAGGCCUGCAGAUACGCCAGUCAGGACAUAUCACUACAGUGCUGGUUUCACAAAGAAACGUUUUCUUGGGGACUUUCUAGUUAUUUUGCCUGUAAGGACAAACGGGAGCGAUGUUGUGUCCAUAUUUGACUUGAGAAGAAAACAGUUUGUGUGUAUGGACUCAAAGGGAGAUCUGUACAACUCAAGACAAAAAGAAGGCAAGGAUUGUUUCUUCUACCGCAUUGGCUUUUACUCUCCUCGUGAAAGUCAGCCCCCAAUUUCUUCCCUGGAGUCUUCUCACCCAUCUUUUCUAAAGCGCUUCCUAGCUCCCUUGGUGAAGAGGCAGAGGAGGAGCGAGGAAGUGAACCCGUCGGAUCCGUUGAGAUCAGAGUCAGAUCCCUUGAGACCUGAGAUACAUCCCACCCAUUCCGUGCAGGACCACAAAGAGUCCGAUCACUUGCAGCCCGAACAGACGGACCAGGCUGGAGCUGUGUCAAAGGAGACCAUCUCUUCCUGUGAUGACCCCUUAAAGGUCUUACAUGCUAACGGGCCAGUGAGCCCAGUCAAGACAAUUAUAGAAGACCGAGCUGAGCAAGAAUGAAAUGAUGAACAUGGACUUUUUGUAAGUGAAAUAACAUACAAUGGAACCUCCAACCUUGAACAUAAUUCCGACCUUUAAUUUGUUUGGAUUGUUAAUGUAUUUUCCCCAUAGGAAAUAAUGGAAAUGGAAUCUGUUCUAAAGUCAGUGUCACCAUUAGAGAUUGGUAUCGAAUUCGGUACCUGACCAAAAUUUGUCGGUACUACCGGGUAACAAUUCACCAAAAAUAAUAACAGUGCAACUAUAUAGCAGAUACUUUUGUAGCACAUGGCGUCACGUUUUCAGACUCGACACCAACUGGAGCGCUUGCUGGGGAAGCAAACACUCAAGCACUGAGAGCAAACUCAGCCAGGCUACCUCUAGGUAACGUUACGAUUUUUAAUGCCAUUAAAGCAAGCAUGUCUAAUGGAAAACUCUCGAAGGCACAGUAAAACUCCACUUUUCUAAAUGCGCAAGCUAAAAGCUAACUUACUUUGAAAGUAUGCCACAUACUGUAAUGUAUAUGCGACCGAUUAGCACUAACAAUUUUCACACCUCCGAAUGUGGUAAUAAAAACUACAAGAUGCACAUUACAAUUAAACAGCAGGUGUGUAAUAAAUACAAUACUUAAAGCAUAAACACUUUGUAAUGUGCAGCAAAGGACUACACUUGGACAUUAAUGGCAAAGACUACUUCCGAGCUCAGCAACACACUUAAAUCUAUACCAGGGGUCGGCAACCCCCGGCCCCGGAGCCGCAUGCGGCUCUUUGAUCAUUCUGAUGUGGCUCAGCUGCUAAAUAGCCGACCCCAACGAUUAUUCCGGGAGGUUUCCUGAUUUUAGUGCAUCUCUCAGAAAUCCCCCGGGAAUAACAUUCUCCAAUUUCCACCUGGACUUCAAUAUUGAGGGUGUGCAGUGAUGGCAACGCCUUUAACCCCCUCUACAACAUGUCAUCACAUUUUAUAUUCAGCCUCUGUUAACAACAGAAGAGACUGCGACGCUGGUUAGUCAACAGCCAUACAGGUUACACUGAGGGUUGUAAUAUAAACAACUUUAACACUCUUACUAAUAUGCGCCACACUGUGAACCCACACCAAACAAGAAUGACAAACA